Pseudocercospora fijiensis CIRAD86 is the source of this 2400-nucleotide messenger RNA. RefSeq lists its product as uncharacterized. The transcript is spliced from 2 exons. The record is from RefSeq and is a predicted model, not a curated record. NCBI's taxonomy places the organism in Eukaryota, Fungi, Ascomycota, Dothideomycetes, Mycosphaerellales, Mycosphaerellaceae. Bases 1 to 2400 code for a protein of 799 amino acids.
AUGUCUUCAGGGUCUAGCCAAGCAAGAGUCUUAGAGCUCGUUUCGAAAUCGCAGCAACAUGCCAGUGAUGGCGAGCUACAAAAGGCCUUCGAAGCGCUGAAAGAAGCAUCGCACCUUGAGCCAGAGAAUGCCCGAGUCAAAGAUGCCCUAUUGUCUUUGCAGAAGCGAGAGACGACUGGCGACUUUCUCAAUCUCUUGCAAAGCUACCUGGGAAGUGGUCCCGAGAGCGAAGGUCAGAAAGCGCUGCAGGCUUUACGACACAAGAGCCUCCCGAAGGACGAUGCUGAGCAAGCUCUCAGUCUUCUUCUCCACCCUAGCAGAAAUGCUGACCUGCUCGACACUUUGACUGGCACCCUGAUCUACCGCAGUGUGGACGCCAAGAAGGUGUUGGCGAGCAAAUUCCAAGAACCGAUCACGACUCUAUUCGAUCAGCUUUGUGAACGAGGUCCAGAGAGCUUGACGGCAUUCGCCGCACUGCCAUUUGAUGACUCCUUGUGGCCUUCGAAAGAUGACCAGGCACGCGCUCAGAGAGACAUCUUCCGGCUUUGUAUUGCGGAGCUCAUUGAUGUGGACAUCGACUACCCGGAACGCUUCAUGCAGAUUGUUGCCCGCCAACUGGCAAUCGCGCCUGAAAACAUCAGGACUCUCCUUGAUAGCGAUUCCUUCGAGAUUAUUUUCAAUUCCCUGGACAUUCGCUCAACAUCAGCUCUUCGGCAGCAAGCCAUGCUGGCAACUGCAAAGGCUCUCGAAGUGACCCGAGACAAGGGCGAGCAGAUCUUCGGCCAGUAUCUUGCGACGAAGGUGGCGAAGCAGACCAACGACGAUCUCAUCAUGGCUUUCUCUGCUGCUGCCGCGAUAUUCCCCAUGAUUCCUGUAGUCGCCGCACAAUUGUUCAUGACGGACGGAUUCGUGCAACAGCUUGUGCCGAACCUCGAGAAGAACUCCGAAGCAGCGAAGCAAGCAGCUCUCGAGCUCCUGAGCGCGGCUUGUGUAGAUAAGAACUGCAGAGAAGCUAUUGACCGGUACUGUUCGCCUUGGUUGCGAGAUCUCAGUGAGGAGCGAGAGGGCACACAUAAAGCACUUUCCGCCCUUGUAUUGGCAAAAAUCAAUUCUGCCUCUCAAGAUGAAGUCACACAGAAGCUUGCGGACCUGGUAUUGGUAAACGAAUCCAACAAGGAUCAAGCUAUCGAGGGUCUCGCGUAUACCACGCUACAGCCGAAGGUCAAGGAAGACAUUGCCUCUAAUGCCAAUUUGCUCAAACGACUGGUUGUCGCCCUCACGGACCGGCCAAGCGCAGCUUUCGGCUGCCUGACGAUAUUCUCCAACCUCACAACAUACAGACCAACAAAGACUGCAGAGCAGAAGAAGAUCGAGCAGCUAAAAGCGUAUGCCAAUCAGAGCAAGCCACAGCCGGACGAUCCUUUCGAUAACGACAGCUACGUGACUGCACGGGCAAGAAAACUUCUCGAUGCCGAUAUCGUUCCGGCGCUCGUGGCCUCUUGCAAGCAAACAAGCUCCCCUUCGAACAUCGCAAUGGUUGUCCGAACUCUGCUGUCUUUGUCACGAGAACAAAAGCACAGGUCGAAAAUGGUCCAACAAGGCUCCGUGAAGCUCCUCCUUCAAAUCCGAGAGCGAAUCGCCAACACCGACAAAUCCACUUCGGAAACUUCCCUCAUCGAACGCAACGCUUCACACGCCCUCGCCCGCCUACUAAUCUCCGUCAACCCUUCGCACGUCUUCACUGCGAAUCUCCCUUCUUCCUCAGCCGUCUCGGCCCUUCUCCCUCUUCUCAAUCACGACACAGACUCCGAACAACGCGACCUCCUACCCACAUUCGAAGCUCUGCUUGCGCUUACAAAUCUAGCCUCAAUGGACGAUCCCACAGCUCGAGAUCUCAUGAUCCGAACUUCCUUCGAUCGCCUCGAGGACCUCCUCUUCAGCUCCAACACUCUCGUCCAACGCGCAUCGGUUGAACUUGUCUGCAAUCUCAUGGCUUCUCCCUCAGGAAUCGCGAAACUCGCCGACGGCAGCAAAGACGCGAAUCGUCGGUUGCACGUCCUAUUGGCACUAACUGAUGUCGAAGAUCUUGCGACUAGGCGCGCUGCUGGUGGCGCGUUGGCUAUGCUGACCGAGUGGGACUCUGCUGUGGAGGCUAUCUUGAAUAAAGAUAAAGGCGUGCAGAGAUUGGUUGAUAUGUGUGCUGAUGAAAGUGAGGAGUUGAGGCAUAGAGGUUUUGUCUGUCUGCUCAACAUCGUCAAUGCGCCUGGAGAGAUUGGUGAGAGGGGCGUGAAGGCGGUGAAGGAGGUGCAAGCUGGAGAUGUGCUGAAAGAGGCUUUGAGGAAGAGUAAAAAUCAGGAGGCGUUGGGGUUGGGAGUGGAGGUGUUGAAAAAAUUGCAGUAA